UGUAUCUAGCAGUGUGCGCGCUCCUCUACGACGCCAUAAUUUUUACUCUUAAGAUAAAAUUGUCUGAGGGCAAAUAGAUUCAAGUGUUCGAUUUGUAAACAUGAAUCUCAAGUACUGGGUUGUUUUAGCAUUACUUUUUGCUCUAACUGACAAAGUGAAAUUAGAUCAUUUGUCAGAUGAAGAAAGUACAGGACUUGCAACUGGAGAUUUUAUAGGUAUUAUUAUGGGAUGCGUGGUUGGAUUAAUUAUUUGCUGUUCGUGCAUAUGUUAUUUCUGCUGUAAUUGCUGUCGAUCACGUAAACCUGUAAUUGCGCAACGAAGUACCACCACCGUUCCUUCCGGACUCACUAUUAUCACUAUUCCAGCCGGAGGAAAUAGCGGAUUUUCGAAUAUCUCAUCGUGUCCACCUCCUUAUAUGCAUUUAAAAUAAAUUAAAACUACACUACAAUUAUAAAUAACAUAUUUAAAAUAUUUUAGUUAUAAUAUUUCGGAAUAAUCUUACUGGUAAAUAGAGCUGCAUUAUAGUUUUUUUUUUCCUAGAUUAAAAAAAU
Centruroides sculpturatus (bark scorpion) is the source of this 551-nucleotide messenger RNA. RefSeq lists its product as uncharacterized. NCBI's taxonomy places the organism in Eukaryota, Metazoa, Arthropoda, Arachnida, Scorpiones, Buthidae. The record is from RefSeq and is a predicted model, not a curated record. The transcript is spliced from 4 exons. Bases 101 to 430 code for a protein of 109 amino acids.